Molecule: messenger RNA, 1554 nt
Organism: Cucurbitaria berberidis CBS 394.84
Lineage: Eukaryota; Fungi; Ascomycota; Dothideomycetes; Pleosporales; Cucurbitariaceae
Product: 3-oxoacid CoA-transferase
Exons: 3
Coding region: 1-1554 (517 amino acids)
Biological process (GO): ketone body catabolic process
Molecular function (GO): succinyl-CoA:3-oxo-acid CoA-transferase activity
Source: RefSeq, a predicted model, not a curated record
AUGCCGUCGAUAUCCACCACGCUCCGCACAGCGCGCACGUUCUCGAGGAGCACCACCAAGACAUAUCUCAAUCUCUCCCGCAGCUUCUCCUCUUCCCUGCGCCGCAAUGAAAUCAAUAAAGUCUACCCUAGUGCCGAAGCCGCAAUCAGUGAUAUGGCAUCCGACAGCACCCUCCUCUGCGGCGGCUUCGGUCUCUCCGGCGUGCCAGACACACUUAUCAACCAAGUCAAGAGCACACCAAACAUCACCGGCCUAACGGCUGUAUCAAAUAACGCCGGUGUAGUAGGAGGAGGGCUGGGUUUACUGCUAGAGAGCAAGCAGGUCAAGAAGAUGAUCGCGUCCUAUGUGGGAGAGAACAAAGUCCUCGAGCAAAUGUACCUUACUGGUGAACUAGAGCUUGAACUGACACCCCAAGGCACCCUCGCGGAGAGAUGUAGAGCAGGCGGUGCAGGCAUCCCAGCAUUCUACACACCCGCAGCAUUUGGUACCGUCGUUCAAACCGGUGAGCUGGCUCUCAAGCACAAUAGAGACGGCUCAGUAGCCCAGUACUCUACACCACGCGACGUCAAAGUCUUCGCGGGGAAAUCUUAUGUCAUGGAAGAAAGCAUCAAGGGCGACUAUGCCUUUGUCAAGGCCUACAAAGCCGAUCGCCUGGGGAACGUCCAAUUCCGCUUCUCAGCGCAGAACUUCAACGGCGCAAUGGCGCGGAACGCAAAGGUUACAAUCGUAGAGGCAGAGCAUAUUGUCGAAGUAGGAGAUAUCGAACCCAACGCCGUACACGUUCCAGGAAUCUACGUAGACAGGGUGAUUCAGAGUAGCGCGGAGAAGAAGAUUGAAAAGGUGGUAAACGCAAAAGAUCCCAAAGACGCGGUGAACGAGCUGGGCAAAGGCGAUGCAGCAAAUAAGCGCGAGAGGAUCGUCCGCCGCGCAGCAAAGGAAUUCAAAAAUGGCAUGUACGCCAAUCUCGGAAUAGGCAUGCCGAUGCUUGCCCCCUCAUUCGUCGACCCCAGUGUCGAAGUUCAAUUGCAGUCCGAAAACGGCAUCCUCGGUCUAGGCCCUUACCCCCAGAAAGGCCUGGAAGACCCGGACCUCAUCAACGCUGGAAAAGAGACUGUCACCCUGCUACCAGGAGCAUCAUGCUUCGGCUCCGAAGAAUCGUUUGGUAUGAUCCGCGCUGGAAAAAUCAACCUGACUAUCCUCGGUGCCAUGCAGGUGUCCGCGCGAGGCGAUCUAGCAAACUGGAUGUUGCCCGGCAAGGUCAAGGGUUUCGGCGGCGCCAUGGAUUUGGUGUCGAAUCCACAAGCGACCAAAGUGGUGGUGACGAUGGAGCACACGGACAAGAAGGGCAGGCCUAAGAUCCUCAAGCAGUGCGAAUUCCCUCUGACGGGCAAGGCGUGCGUGAGCAGGAUCAUUACAGAAUUGUGCGUGUUCGACGUCGAUUUCACAGAAGGUCUCACUCUCAUCGAGCUAGCAGAUGGUGUGACUGUUGAUGAGGUACGGUCAAAGACGGGUGCAGACUUCAAGGAGGCUGCCGAGAUCAAGCCAAUGCUGUGA